Messenger RNA from Colletotrichum destructivum, 708 nucleotides. RefSeq lists its product as uncharacterized. The record is from RefSeq and is a predicted model, not a curated record. The transcript is spliced from 2 exons. Bases 1 to 708 code for a protein of 235 amino acids. Lineage: Eukaryota; Fungi; Ascomycota; Sordariomycetes; Glomerellales; Glomerellaceae.
AUGUGCGAUAUAAUCGCGUACUGUAGCAACGAAAUCUACGUAAUGCAUCCUAACAAAGCCUUGAGUGCAGUGGUUUUUAUCCGCCAAGUGUUUUGUAGUAAUUCUCCUACCUUACACAAGCCAACUGCUGGGCACGAUGCUCUCCAAACUGCCGCUAUCAUGUCCGAUACUGGACUAUGCCCAAUUCUUUACACUCUUCAGCAAAACAUCUCAUCCAAUUAUCAGUCCUCAUGUGCUUGGUCUAAUGAUCACAAAAAGCAAUAUCGCGUGUUUGCAGGUCCGCAAUUUAACCACGGAAAGGGCAUAGUUGUAAUUACAACCCCCAAGCGUGCCCUGGACAUUUUCAACUUUGCGUCUGUAGCAAAACAUUCCAGCUCUACUCGUAAACUGUUCAGCACCACAGCCAGCGGACGCAAAGGUCGAGGCAUUUUUGCAAAUAGCCACAUACCUGCAGGCAGUCUUAUCACUCGAGAGUCGCCAAUCUUUUUCGAAGACCAGAACUGGAUCGAAGACAUCUCAUCUGAGAAGGUGCGGGCUGCAUUGCAAGCACUAGCUAUCGGAAAGCUUCCAAAAACCACACGUCAAGUAUUUCACGAGCUUUAUGGAGGUCCAGAAACAGGCAGUUUUGAGCUUAAGCAAAAGGGUUUAAUCAACGCUUAUGGAGUUUCUGAUACGCCUACAAAGAAUUGGCCGUUAUUAAACAAAUGA